GCCCAGGGCGCCGCAUCCUGGCGCUGGCCUCCGACGCCGCUGCGGCCACUGCCGUCGGGGAAGGUCCCAGCGCUGACAUGACCUCGCGCGGCGCUCGCCCGGGCCCAAGCUCCCGGCGUCCCGCGCAGUAGCCCCGCGAAGAGGCGGACUCGACGGUGCCGACCGCGCAGAAAAUCAGGCGGGCGGCAUGGAGGCGGCGCACCUGCUCCCGGCCGCCGACGUGCUGAACCGCUUCUCGGUGAGGGUCGAGAGCGGCCUGAGGCCGGAGCAGGUGUCUGGCGCGCGGGAGCGCUACGGCCCCAACGAGCUCCCAAAUGAGGAAGGGAAGUCCCUGUGGGAGCUGGUGCUGGAGCAGUUUGAGGACCUCCUGGUGCGCAUCCUGCUGUUGGCUGCCCUGGUCUCCUUUGUCCUGGCCUGCUUUGAGGAGGGUGAAGAGACAGCAACAGCCUUCGUGGAGCCCCUGGUCAUCAUGCUGAUCCUCGUGGCCAAUGCUGUCGUGGGCGUAUGGCAGGAACGCAAUGCUGAGAGCGCCAUUGAGGCCUUGAAGGAGUAUGAGCCUGAGAUGGGCAAGGUGAUCCGCUCAGACCGCAAAGGUGUGCAGAGGGUCCGUGCCCGGGACAUCGUCCCUGGAGACAUCGUGGAGGUGGCAGUGGGGGACAAAGUACCCGCUGACCUUCGCCUCAUCGAGAUCAAGUCCACCACACUGAGAGUGGACCAAUCCAUCCUGACAGGUGAAUCCGUGUCUGUGACCAAGCACACUGAUGCCAUCCUGGAUCCCAGAGCUGUGAACCAGGACAAGAAGAACAUGCUCUUCUCCGGCACCAAUAUCGCAUCGGGCAGGGCCCUGGGUGUGGCGGUGGCCACAGGCCUGUACACGGAGCUGGGCAAGAUCCGGAGCCAGAUGGCGGCAGUGGGGCCAGAGCGGACGCCACUGCAGCGCAAGCUGGAUGAGUUCGGGCGGCAGCUGUCCCGAGCCAUCUCUGUGAUCUGUGUGGCCGUGUGGGUCAUCAACAUCAGCCACUUUGCUGACCCGGCCCAUGGCGGCUCCUGGCUCCAUGGCGCUGUCUACUACUUCAAGAUUGCCGUGGCCCUGGCCGUGGCUGCCAUCCCUGAGGGCCUCCCGGCUGUUAUCACUACCUGCCUGGCUCUGGGCACACGGCGCAUGGCACGCAAGAAUGCCAUUGUGCGGAGCCUGCCCUCCGUGGAGACCCUGGGCUGCACCUCAGUCAUCUGCUCCGACAAGACUGGCACACUCACCACCAACCAGAUGUCUGUCUGCCGGAUGUUCGUGGUAGCCGAGGCCGAAGCAGGCUCCUGCCAUCUGCACGAGUUCACCGUCUCAGGCACCACUUAUGCCCCGGAGGGCGAAGUGAGGCAGGAGGAGCAGCUUGUGCACUGUGGGCAGUUCGAUGGGUUGGUGGAGCUGGCGACGAUCUGUGCCCUCUGCAACGACUCGGCGCUGGACUACAACGAGGCUAAGGGCGUGUAUGAGAAGGUAGGAGAGGCCACGGAGGCGGCUCUGACUUGCUUGGUGGAGAAGAUGAAUGUGUUUGACACCAACCUACAGGCCCUAUCCCGGGUGGAGCGAGCCAGUGCCUGCAAUGCGGUCAUCAAGCAGCUGAUGCGUAAGGAGUUUACCCUGGAGUUCUCCCGAGACCGGAAGUCCAUGUCAGUGUACUGCACGCCUACUAGCCCUGGCCUGGCAGCCCAGGGCAGCAAGAUGUUUGUGAAGGGGGCUCCUGAGAGUGUGAUCGAGCGCUGCAGCUCAGUCCGAGUGGGAAGCCACACAGUACCCCUGACUGCCACGUGCAGAGAGCAGAUCCUGGCCAAGAUUCGGGAUUGGGGCUCAGGCUCAGACAUGUUGCGCUGCCUGGCGCUGGCCACUCGGGAUGCACCCCCAAGGAAGGAGGACAUGCAGCUGGACGACUGCAGCAAGUUUGUGCAGUACGAGAUGGACCUGACUUUUGUGGGCUGCGUGGGCAUGCUGGACCCUCCAAGGCCUGAGGUGGCUGCUUGCAUCGCACGCUGCCACCAGGCCGGCAUCCGUGUGGUCAUGAUCACAGGGGACAACAAAGGAACAGCUGUGGCCAUCUGCCGCCGCCUUGGCAUCUUCAGGGACGCAGAGGACGUGGUGGGGAAGGCCUACACAGGUCGCGAAUUUGACGACCUCAGCCCUGAGGAGCAGCGCCAUGCCUGCCGCACAGCAUGCUGUUUCGCCCGCGUGGAACCUGCACACAAGUCCCGAAUCGUAGAGAACCUACAGUCCUUUAAUGAGAUCACCGCCAUGACCGGAGACGGGGUGAAUGAUGCCCCGGCUCUGAAGAAAGCAGAGAUUGGCAUUGCCAUGGGCUCUGGCACAGCUGUGGCCAAGUCAGCAGCCGAGAUGGUGCUGUCAGAUGACAACUUUGCCUCGAUCGUGGCCGCGGUGGAGGAGGGACGUGCCAUCUACAACAACAUGAAGCAGUUCAUCCGCUACCUCAUCUCCUCCAAUGUGGGCGAGGUGGUCUGCAUCUUCCUCACGGCAAUUCUGGGCCUCCCGGAAGCCCUGAUCCCUGUGCAGCUGCUUUGGGUGAACCUGGUGACAGAUGGGCUACCUGCCACAGCCCUGGGCUUUAACCCACCAGACCUGGACAUCAUGGAGAAGCUGCCAAGGAACCCUCAUGAGGCCCUCAUCAGCGGCUGGCUCUUUUUUCGAUAUCUGGCUAUUGGAGUGUACGUGGGCCUGGCCACGGUGGCUGCCGCCACCUGGUGGUUCCUUUAUGAUGCCGAGGGACCUCACGUCACCUUCUACCAACUGAGGAACUUCCUGAAGUGCUCCAAGGACAACCCACUCUUUGCUGACAUCGACUGCGAGGUCUUCGAGUCACGCUUUCCCACAACCAUGGCCUUGUCUGUGCUGGUGACCAUUGAAAUGUGUAAUGCCCUCAACAGUGUCUCAGAGAACCAGUCGCUGCUGCGGAUGCCGCCCUGGCUGAACCCUUGGCUGCUGGCCGCUGUGGUCAUGUCCAUGGCCCUGCACUUCCUCAUCCUACUGGUGCCGCCCCUGCCCCUUAUUUUCCAGGUGACCCCACUGAGUGGGCGCCAGUGGGUGGUGGUGCUCCAGAUAUCUCUGCCUGUCAUCCUGCUUGAUGAAGCCCUCAAGUACCUGUCCCGGAACCACAUGGAUGCCUGCCUUUAUGCAGGCAUGCUCAGGACAGUCUCCCGGGCAUGGAGUGGGCAGCUACUGACCACCUCCGGGACCCUAGACCACACUGGGUUGACCUCUUUGGUGUCACCUUGUAGGAGGGUGGAAGAGGGGGUUCUCCUGUUUCUGAGCUCACAGCUCUGGGUCUGCCUUAAUCCAGGAAAAGAGGGACAAUGGCAGAGGCAGAGUUGGGGGCAGCAUGUAGAGGAGUGGGCUGGGGCAUAGCAUCCAUCUGCCGACCUCUGCUGGCGGAGGAGCCUCAGAGAGUGGGGGAUUCUAAACCUCCCGUGCGCAAGGGAGGCCACCUCUUCUCCCUGUCAGAGCUGCUUAGAGAGGGAAGAAGUGGGGGCAAAAAACUCCCUGUUCCUGGGAGUGUGAGCCAAGUCAGUAGCCCCAUGGCCAGGCUGCUGUGGAGGGUCUGGAUUAGGCCCAGCUAUGGCCAAAGCCUGCAUGGGAGCAGCUGGGUCCUUGAGGGCCAUCUCUGGCAGGAAUGUGCCCCAGCCUCAGGGGAGGGAGCCUGGAGUUGGGGGGCUAUAAAUAGAUCACGUGCUUGUCAUUCCAUAGGGGCCAAGGCAAUCAAUCGGCUCCUAUCUCCCACGCUGGCCAGUCCUCCUGGGCACUGCAAACAUUUUAUCUUAUUAAAGAGGCCAAAACAAGUUGGCCUCCUGAAGAAGCUGGCCCACCAUGGGUCUGUCCAUACUGGACGCACACACAGGGGCUCACCUGAGGGCGGGGCUAAGGUGCUCGGCCAAAGCAAGGCCUUGUUGGAGCGCAUGGGUGAGGUAGCAGGGAGCAAGACAAGGCCUUUUGCCCCCUGUAUGGUUCUUUCUGACCCACCCACUAUGCUUACUCCUAGGGAGCUGAAGAAGGUGAAAUAGAUCUAAAAUUCCAUCCUUGGGAGCCCAGGGCCUCCCCAUUUCUGGCUGAAGCGCAGGGGUGGUCUACGAGAAAAUCCACUGGCCAACCUUGAUCACACUAACUCACCUGUGAAGUCAGGUCUCGUUGGCAGCUUGGGCGGCUUCUCUGUCUUCCUUGAGAGCCUUCCCUAGCAGCCACAACAGCCAAGGGGCUCAGCAAAUUUUCUUGAGAAAACUUUCAAAAUUUCUUAGCCAAUGGGGAAAACCUGUGUCUCGGGCACUAUUCAGUCCUGGCUGCUGGAUGGUGACCCUAACAGGAUGGGACAGGUUGGAAGGGCUAGGGAGGGAGCAAUCCCUGCUGGGCCAGGGUUGGAGGUGAUUUCUAGAAGAGGCAAGGUCUGAGCAGAGGUUUGAAAGGGGAGGAUGGAACUUGGUGCGGAAAGAGCUAAGCUAGCAUGCUUUGGCGUUUCUAGUGGGGCUGGGGCUCAGAGUGCAGGGGAGAGAGGUAAGACUAGAGUGCAGAAAGGGCCUCGAAUGCCAAGUUAAGGACCCUGGACAUAUCCUCAUGGCAGUGGGAGCCAGAAAGGGUGGAAGCAUGGAAGGGACUGGGGUAACCAUGGAGGACAGAUGUGAGGGGCAAGGCAGGGAGGCUGAUGAGCUGUGUUGAGCUGGUCUGAGGGGAGACACUGAGUCCAGCCCAGGGUGAGCUGGUUCUAGGCAACACCUCCACCUCCACCAUGAACCUGAGAUGUUGACUAUGGUCCUCGUGAGGCUUGGCUUGAAAGGGUGGUGCCCUGCUGUAGGGAGUGGCUGUGGGGCCCACAGGGCAUGUGUGGCCCCAUGGGAGAGGUGGAGUGGUGUGCGCCCACUGCAAGCCAAACAGCUCUGCCCUGUGUGGCUGUAGUCCCUCGGGCCUCCUAAAGCCGAUGGGGCGGGGGUGAGAGAGAGGACCCUGCUACAUUCCCAAGCCAGCCUGGUGGCCUUUUAGGGAAGUUUUGCUGAGGCUUGAUGCUCGUAGCUUCCCUAUGAUUUAUGAGGGAAUGUGUCCUGGGAAGAAUUGCAGAUGCCCGGUCAGCCCCAGGGGGUAGGCAAGGGGGCGAGGGGGGGUCCUCUUGCCCCAUCUUCUGGCUGUACCCAGGUGUGGCUGAGCAGCUGUCAGGCAAAGAGGCCGUCGGGCCAGACUGAGGGGAGAGGAGGCCUGGAGAAACUGGGUGGAGACAGAUCUGGGAGAGUCCGGGAUGCGAGGUGGGCUUGCCUUUAUGCCGAAGGCAAUGGAGAGCCACCCAAGGGGAUGACAGCCUGGAUUUGUAGUGUGAUGCCAGGGUCAGGAGCAUGACGGUGAGGUAAGGGGGGGCUAAG
Molecule: messenger RNA, 5400 nt
Organism: Callorhinus ursinus (northern fur seal)
Lineage: Eukaryota; Metazoa; Chordata; Mammalia; Carnivora; Otariidae
Gene: ATP2A3
Product: ATPase sarcoplasmic/endoplasmic reticulum Ca2+ transporting 3
Biological process (GO): calcium ion transport
Cellular component (GO): membrane
Molecular function (GO): ATP hydrolysis activity; P-type calcium transporter activity; ATP binding
Source: RefSeq, a predicted model, not a curated record